AUGGUUGAUGAAUUUGUUAGUGACGACUCAGACGACUUUGACGGCGACCGCGUUUUCAAGGAUCUCGACGAGGUGGUUCGACAUCUUCGGCCACCUAAAUCCAAGAACCGCGUGUACAACACGCUCCAUGGUCUGAUCUCGGCCCCGCAGAGGCUGCAAUAUCACCAGCUGGAAGAAUAUGAGAUGGAAAUUAUCUGGGAAUGGGCGGGUAACAAAGACGCCUUUUUCCAAGCUGCCGUUGAAUCCACAAACCCCCCUGAAGAUCCCGGGGAGUCCUUGCGCGGGCUGAACUCGAUCUGCUGCCUCCUAGGUCAAAUGAAGACGCAGAACCGUAUCGACAAGGUCCGCGGGAGACUACUCCAGUAUUUUCUCGCUCUUUUCGUGGAACGGCACAUUUCGGACGUCAGAGAUGUGAGGGUGGUGACCCGGUUGGUCAUAGAUUCAGGGUUGAUUGCGCCGGAGGUAACGUCCAACCUCGAGAACAACCUGCGGACGUGGCUGGCGGGCGGGCGGUGCUACAUGCAAUUCGCGAGGGCACUUGGGGGUGCCGGGGUCUUGAUCCAUCUCCCUCUCAUCGGAUCAACCAGCUGGGAAUCCCACUCCCACCUCAGGGGCACGUACGGAGCCCGGAACUAUGAACUGCUACGCCGGAUUCGGGUCCCCGAGGCAGCGGAUGAGGGACGCCUCGCCCCCAAUGUCGGGAUAGACCUGAAUGCCCACCAGUUGGUUGACCGCCUAGUCCAAGACUUAUCCCAGGAAUGUGGAGUCCAAACCCUCUUUGUUGUGGACGCAGCCGACCGUAGACAGACGAGAGGAUCGAGACUCCGACGUGGACGCCAAACGCCCUACCAGCCUCCACAGUCAGCAUCUCAGGCAGGGCGCCAGGGAUCAGGACACGCCCGACGCUCACGAGGCCACACACGGCACCCCCCUCCGAACGAUUCUCCACACACUUCCUCCCUAGGGGACGCUUCAUUAUCUGGACAGGCGCCUUUGUUCUCUGCCUACCCUCCUCUAGGCGAUGAUUACCACAGCCUAUCGAGCCCUCAGAUCUUCUCUGACGAGGGUUCUGUCGAGCGCUUCUCGUCGUCGACACCGGGGGCGUGA
Molecule: messenger RNA, 1107 nt
Organism: Penicillium lagena
Lineage: Eukaryota; Fungi; Ascomycota; Eurotiomycetes; Eurotiales; Aspergillaceae
Exons: 2
Coding region: 1-1107 (368 amino acids)
Source: RefSeq, a predicted model, not a curated record